Messenger RNA from Solanum lycopersicum (tomato), 4378 nucleotides. Its product is annotated as probable glycosyltransferase At5g25310. Gene Ontology annotation, molecular function: glycosyltransferase activity. NCBI's taxonomy places the organism in Eukaryota, Viridiplantae, Streptophyta, Magnoliopsida, Solanales, Solanaceae. The record is from RefSeq and is a predicted model, not a curated record.
CUUUUAUUAUUGACCCUUUGUUUGAUAAUUUCAGAUUCUAGUGAUUUUAUAUGUUAUUUUUGUAUGAAUGUUUAAUGAACCAAUCUGCUACUGUUACUUGCUUUAGGUUCUUGGAUUCAGAAAUCAGUAUAAAGAUUUGAUUUUUGAUUUUGUGGAGAAACAGGGCUAAACCCCAUUUCAAUUCUUGGGAUUUACCUUCUUUUUUUCACUUAAAAAGAGGAUCUUUAUGGGAUUUUAGAAGGUUGUAGUAUUAGUUUGGCACAAUUUUUGUACUUUAGAGGUAGCUUUAGUCUGGCCAGAAUUGUCUUUUUAUUUUAUGUCUGCUUACACUUUACCCUUUUCGAACCUUACUCAUGUGAUUACACCGGAUAUGUUAAUGUUGUUGUUACGUCUUAUUUGAUUAUAUAUAUAUUUAGUUUUUUUUUUAAAAAAAAAUAAAUUAUGCUGCUAGAAUCUGCGGGUAGUUUCUUAUCCUUCGAUUUCUGUUACUAUUUAAUGUCACUUGUAGUUUGACUAUCAAACUAUUUUAUUGUAGUUGUUGUUCCUUUUUUAUUUCAUGUUUUGCUUUGUCAUGCUUUGUAUAUACUAUCUGCUUUGAUAUGUCUUUUCUUGAGCAGAGGUCUAUACGAAAAAACCUCUCUAUCUCCCAACGUUGGGGUAAGGUUUACAUACUAUACCUUUCCCAGAAUCCACUUGUGGGAUUACACUGGGUAUGUUGUUGUUGUUGAAUGCCAGUGGAAUAUAUAUAGAAGGCGUAAUACAUAAAUGAAUACUCAAACUUGGCUUCGAUUGACAAAUCUUCUUGUUUGAGUCUUGGGGCAUAUUGGAGGUAUGAGAUGGACUUUCUAGGCUGCUUAAGGGACUGAAAUAGAUAUGCAAGUGUCUCUUCUUUUAGCAACAUGAUGAAGAUUAGGAAAUUGUUGCGUAAAAUAAUUGCUAUUCUGAUGUUCAGAAUUGACUGGAAGAAGCUGGUUUUCAUUGGUGCUAUUCUGACAGUAUUUAGGAUAAUGUUUCAAAUUUCUACACUUCCUUAUCCUCUUACAGAAUGGAUCCUCUUCCCACCAUCGGAGAUUUCAUCUUCCCGCUAUUUGAAUCAUGAAAAGAACUUGAGGGAACUUCCAGCGAGUCAAGAUAUGCGGUUUAACCUUAGUCAGCAUGCCCCCCUAGUUGUUUCACUCAACUCUACAGAUAGACUGAACGAAACACAGCAGGUCCUGGAAAGACGACAGCAAGUUUCGAGACAGCAGAAAAGUAGGAAGCAUGUGGAUGCAGUAGAUAAAGUUAUUUUCCCUUCUUCACCUGUUAGAAACAAGUCCAACAAUAUGCUGAGAUACAUAACAUCUUUGACUCCAGAUGAGGCACUUGCAUAUGCCAAACGAGAGAUUGAGAAUGCCCCACUAGUUACGGAUGAUCAGGACUUGUAUACUCCUCUAUUCAAGAACGUAUCCACUUUUAAGAGGAGCUAUGAGUUGAUGGAGCUUAUACUCAAAGUUUACAUUUACAAAGAAGGGAAAAGGCCGAUUUUUCAUCAACCUUAUCUUAGAGGAAUUUAUUCAUCCGAGGGAUGGUUCAUGAAGCUGAUGGAGGAUAGUCGCAAGUUUGUGACAAGGGAUCCACAAAAGGCUCACCUGUUCUAUCUGCCAUAUAGCGCGCGUCAGCUACAAAAGGCACGAUAUGUGGUAAACUCACAUGAUCUUAAGCCGUUAUCAGUGUUCCUGCAGAACUACGUGAACAUGCUAGCUUCAAAGUAUCCUUUCUGGAACCGCACACGUGGGUCAGAUCACUUUCUUGUUGCUUGCCAUGAUUGGGGACCUUAUACUCUAAAAGAUCAUGAGGAGCUGAGUAGAAACACUAUAAAAGCUCUCUGCAAUGCAGAUAUAUCUGAAGGAAUAUUUGUUUCUGGGAAGGACGUUUCCCUUCCUGAGACCACUAUAAGGAAUCCCAGGAGGCCUCUUAGAAACCUCGGUGGAAAAAGAGUUUCACAGCGCCCGAUUCUUGCCUUUUUUGCUGGAAAUAUGCAUGGUCCAGUACGUCCCAAACUUCUCAAAUAUUGGAGGGACAAAGACGAAUCCAUAAGAAUUUACGGGCCUCUACCCCAUAGAGUCUCAAAAGUUAUGUCUUAUCCUGAACACAUGAAAUCAAGCAAGUACUGCCUUUGCCCGAUGGGUUAUGAAGUGAACAGCCCGAGGAUUGUCGAGGCAAUAUAUUAUGAGUGUGUUCCGGUUAUCAUUGCUGAUAAUUUCGCCCUUCCAUUUAGCGAAGUUUUAAACUGGACUGCUUUUUCUGUGGUUGUUUCUGAGAAAGAUAUUCCUAGGCUAAAGGAGAUUUUAUUAAGUAUACCUCUGCGACGUUACCAGGCCAUGCAAAAUAAUGUCAAGAUGUUGCAGAAGCAUUUUAUUUGGAACUCAACGCCGACUAGAUAUGAUCUGUUCCAUAUGAUUUUGCAUUCGAUUUGGUUUAGCAGACUAAACCAGAUUCAAGUAUCACAGAUAUCAUAGUUUCUUGAGUUGUGGUUGUCAAGUAUUGCAGAUAAUCAUAGUUCCUCGAGUUCUAGUUGUUCCAACUUGACUGUCUUCAUGACCUCGAGAGUUUAUCCGUUUGGAUUUGAUAUACAAAAACCUUUCAAGAGCUACAGCCGGUUUUGUUCUCUUAACUUGUGCACUUAUAUGCUUCUGCCUCUUGGCUAGAAAAAGAAGACUAGCUGGCUGUAGAAGGCUGCCAUUUUAUAAAGGAAUUUAGUCAGAUUAUUACCUGUGUUCCAUGGAUGAAUUAAGCAAUUUCUGAUGGCAGAAACUGCUUUGUACUUUGACAAAACCGUACGUUGCUUGCAGAAGACAAACUCAGAUAAUGCAGUUUGUAUUCCAAGUCAAAUACCUGGCAGGUUUUCUUUUGAUUAUAGUUGUGGGAUUCCACUGAAUAUGUUGUUCUUGUUGUAUAGUUGAAGGGCAAAAGGAAGGGUGGUUAAAACUUUUGUCCAAACAUCAUGGCUAGCAUUUCACAGAUUUCCGAUAUAUUGAACUCCUACUUGAAAUGAUUUCAUGUUUGAGGAACAACACAAGAAAAGGAGGCCAGUCCAUUGAUAUUCAAGCCAAGGUACAAUCACAAUGAUAUCAGUGGAAAUGAACUGCAAGGAAGAAGUGAAACUAAGGUAUGUUGAUGUUGACAUGGCCGCGUGUAUCUCUCUGAAUUUUUUGUAAGUAACAGGAUUCUUUUGUGAAAGAAAGAAGAACUGAGGGAAAAGAUAAGUAGAGAAGAAGAAGAAAGAUCAAGAUAUACUCGAUGAUAUUCCUCCUUUACAAAUAAACAAGAUGAUCACACAACACAAUUGAAACAAGAAAUUACCCCAUGUACAAUCAAGCAAUCAAAAUCCAAGCAUCAGAAAACGCAACCAGUUCAAACAAGGAACAGUGGCAUCACAGCAAACUCGACUGAUCAACUUUAGCUCGAAAUUCUGUCUUUCUGGUGCAAGAAGUUCCUUCCUCUGCCUUUUUAGUUCCCUGAAUGAAAAAGCAACACAAAGUGAAGCUCUUGUUAACAUUUGAAUGGUACAUUUAUGCUUAGUGUCAUUGACAUAUAUGACAAAUCUGAAAGUUAAUUGGUAUAUCACCUGUCAUCAGUUUUACUUCUUUAGGAAACAAUGCUCUAAAUUUGACUUGAAGUUGUUGUUAUCCCAUUUCAGUAGGUUCCACCAUUCUGAUGUUCCUUUCAUUAGCCUGAUCUUAUUGGAGGUUUGAAUAGAGAAAGGCAACUCCUUUAUUUCAUAGCAAUUGAUGAGCUUAAGUUCCUCUAUGUGUUCCCAUGGCUCCCUCAAUGUUCUUAAUCUUGAGCUGCAUUGCAGCAGCCGAUGACAAAAUGCAACUGAUACUUCCUUCUUCUGCUGCUGCUGGUGUGAAAUCACAAGAACAACUCUCUAUGUGUACUCUACCACAUCAUGCAUCUUCACAUAAUAAUAAUCCACACUGUGAUCAGCUUCUUGUAGCAAGCAGGCAUCUUUUAGACUAUCAAUCAUUGUGAUUCAUUCCCCUGUUGUAAGCUUCUUCAUAUGUGUCAUGUACACCAAGGGAACCCCUCUGCCCACCAACACUUUAUGAGAUCAUAUGUUGAAAUAGCCAUGGGAUGUAAGGAGCAAUACAAGAAACAGCUUGGAAUGUCACCUCUCUUAUUCUUGACAUGUUUGCUUCUUUGAUUCAGAGUAUAAUUCAUUAUCCGGAGAUUCUAAAGAAUCAAAACUCAGCUUGAUGACCUUGUAAACCUUAUCUGUAACAUCUUUGCUAUGAGGUUCAGAUGAUUUCAAAGCAUCUUUGAUUAUGAUAACUAUUCUCAAUACUUCAAAACAAUUAGGGUUGUUUGGAAGUCAACCCGGUAACUCGAUUUGGUG